AAACCUGAAAACAGGGCUUUAAGUGUAAAAUACCGAACUUGUCCUUUAACAAAGCAAAUCAAAUGUGAUAGAAAUGUAACAACAGACAUGAUUUUUUUUAUCAAACAAGACCAAAUUUGACUAAAUUAUAAACCCAUGAAUGUAAACUAUGAAGAGCGCUAUAUAAAUUGAAUUGAAUGGAAAAAUGCUUUAAAAUUACUUAUAAAAAUGACUUUUAUGGUUGAUUUUGUGGUUGUUAUUAUUGCUCCUCCCACAGACAUUUUCUUUCUCUUUGCAACUGUUUUUCUUUCUGUGUUUUGGAGAUUCAGUUUCUUUGUUUCUCAAAAGGGAAGUAAGUUCUUGCUGAGGCAGACUUAUUUUCCAGCUUCAGUUUAGAAGACUAAAGUACACCAGCGAGGAAAACAUGAACGGUACGAAGUUUCUUGAGGGAGAAGAGGAGACUGAUGUAGGCCUGGUGGGUGCCUGUGUGAUUCUGGGUCUGUGCUUUCUCGUGGGCACACCUGGGAACCUCUUGGUGGUGUGGACCAUCUUGAAACACGUGAAACAGCGCUCGCACACAGUUCUCCUCAUUCUUCACCUAGCAAUCGCAGACCUUCUGGUGUUGAUCACUCUUCCUCUGUGGAUCUACUCAUUGGCUCACUCCUGGGUGUUCAGCAAGGCUGUCUGCAAAGCUAUGGUGUACAUUAUCAAUGCCUGCAUGUACAGCAGCGUCUUUCUCAUCACCAUUAUGAGCGUGGAACGUUUCGUGGCUGUCAGGUACCCCUUUGCGUCAGCGGGCUGGAGAAGGAAGCAAGCUCUGAAUAAGCUACUGGUAGUGUUGUGGAUGGCUUCGUUUCUCUUGAGCAUUCCUGUUAUUGUAACUCAUACUUUAGGUGGUUCUCCAGGAGACGUCCAGUGUACUUUCAGGGAGUACACGUCUGACACGCAGGAGGUCGUUUUGCUUACUUUAGAAACUCUUAUAGGCUUUGUUAUACCUUUUAUUACAUUGGUGGUCUGUUACGGCUGCCUCUUCAGUCGCAUAGCGCUCAUGAACUUCAAGUCCAAGCGUAAAUCGACGGUUCUCAUCUGCAGUGUAGUGGUGAUGUUUGGACUCUGCUGGAUCCCACAUCAUGUGAUGAACCUUCUUUCCCUCGCUGCAAUCGCUCUAAAGACUACAUAUCCUAAAGUGACAGAAAACUUGGAGGAUGCCCAUACGACCAUGACCUUGAUAACAGGAGCCCUGGUGUUCAUUAGUAGCUCAGUGAACCCAAUUCUUUAUAUGUUUGCCGCACGUACCUUCCGCAGCUCACUUCGAGAAACUGGAAUACAGAAGUUGUUUCAGCAUAUAUCCAGUACAGCCUCGGCUCAUGGGAAUAAAGAGUUAUCAUUUGUUUCUAAAAGACAAAAUUCACACACCAGUACCUCACAGUGUCUCACAGAGACAAAAUUGCCUGUAGAUCUGACUAUGGAAGCUCUGUAAUUACCAACCAACAAUACUCUCAUAAAAGUGCAUAUCUGUAAAGAUUGAUUUUGAUUAAUUUUUGUAUUUUAGCCAAAUUAUCAUUUUAAGUUAAAUGUUUUUUUUGUGUGUGUGUGAGAGAUAAAUGCUUCUUAAGUGCAAUUUCUGAUACAUUUCAUUUAUAUUUUAAUACUCACUAGGACAUUGUUGCUUAGAUUACAACCCAGUUUCUAUGAUAUUAAAUCACUUAUUUAAUAGUUUUGUCUGUGUGAUGUGAUUUUGUAGUACAAUAUAUAAACUGCAAAUUCUUUGAUUCAGGAAUGGUCUUUUAUUUGUGGUGCGUUAUUUCAACACAUCUCUUUUCCUUAUAUUGCAACAUGUGUGUUUGUGACUCCAGUCGGCAUGUGAAAGAGGAAGUGUGCAUUAAUAAAAACAGAGGUCAGUU
Messenger RNA from Misgurnus anguillicaudatus (oriental weatherfish), 1883 nucleotides. RefSeq names its product leukotriene B4 receptor 1. Gene Ontology annotation, cellular component: membrane; external side of plasma membrane. Gene Ontology annotation, biological process: calcium-mediated signaling; G protein-coupled receptor signaling pathway; cell chemotaxis. The record is from RefSeq and is a predicted model, not a curated record. Gene Ontology annotation, molecular function: C-C chemokine receptor activity; C-C chemokine binding. Lineage: Eukaryota; Metazoa; Chordata; Actinopteri; Cypriniformes; Cobitidae.